This is a messenger RNA of Anopheles merus, 522 nucleotides long. RefSeq lists its product as uncharacterized. The coding region runs from base 1 to 384 and encodes 127 amino acids. NCBI's taxonomy places the organism in Eukaryota, Metazoa, Arthropoda, Insecta, Diptera, Culicidae. The transcript has a single exon. The record is from RefSeq and is a predicted model, not a curated record.
AUGAACUGUCCGACGUGCCUCCUCCACUGUAUCGUGACUAAAGUAGCACAGUACAAAAAUCUCUACCAAAAACCAAACCACCCAGUACACGGUUUCAAGAAAGUCUUCCGUACUGUCGCCCUGCUGAACCUCGGCCUCCGCAUACCGGACGGACAUCAUGCAUGUGUUAUACCCCAGCUCCACCAGUGUCACGAACUGGUAAAGCAGCAGGAUCGUGUUUUGCACUCCGAAACAGCAGUUAAGCAGCCCGAUUGCCUUGAGGAGCUGGCCAUGGAUGCGGACAAGAUGACGCACCGACUCGUAUGCCGCCUCACUGCCACGUACCAGAUGGGGCAGCAGUUGGAGCAGCCAGCGGUUAAGCAGCUUCAACCGCUCGCUGAUUAGCAGCGCAAAUGCCACAAACUGUAGCUCGCUGAUAACGCAAAGCGUUUGAGGUAUGAUGCAAAGCAGCAGGCAGUUGGAUGAGAAUGGGGAACCACUGUCACGGAUGUACAUGAGGCAGUUGGAUACCUCCAGCACGGC